Messenger RNA from Hemicordylus capensis (graceful crag lizard), 7850 nucleotides. RefSeq names its product calcium voltage-gated channel subunit alpha1 F (gene CACNA1F). Bases 772 to 6960 code for a protein of 2062 amino acids. Gene Ontology annotation, cellular component: voltage-gated calcium channel complex; membrane. The record is from RefSeq and is a predicted model, not a curated record. NCBI's taxonomy places the organism in Eukaryota, Metazoa, Chordata, Lepidosauria, Squamata, Cordylidae. Gene Ontology annotation, biological process: calcium ion import across plasma membrane. Gene Ontology annotation, molecular function: high voltage-gated calcium channel activity. The transcript has 48 exons.
AGUCUGUAUUGGGAGCAAUUAUCUCCAAAUCCCAUGCCACCAAAAAGGCACACGCAUAUGUUAAAUUGUUUGCUAUUGAAAAGGCAACAAUCUUUACCAGUGUGUCUGUUUGGGAGAGAACAGUGGGUUGAAGCAGGACUGCCUGGAGGAAGAGGGGAAACUGCUCCUGUCAUAUCAAACUCACCAUCUGACCCUUCUUGGUUGCGGAGAGAUCUAUCGUUCCCAAGAGCUUUUUCACAUGGUGUUCAGUGCUCUCAAAUGGAUGAGGUCAAGCCUGUCCCCAUUUCACACAGACACAUUGGCAAUUCUUACCUUUUUCUGGGCCUAGCCCGGCUGGCUGACUGGGAUGUCCCCAGUGCUCCACAGUCAGUGACCUAACCAGCUGUGAGCUCCCUCCUCCCUGCCUCCCGCGCUGCCCUUUAAAGUAGGCAAUCUGCCUUAAUCCUCAACCGAGCGAGGGAACGAAGCAGGGAGAGCGGCACAGAGAGAGAAGGAGCAUGAAACAGACACGAGCAGGGGGACUCAAAUUCCUCUCAGAGGGAACUCUGGGGUGAAAGCAAAGCGUGCGCUGAGGGGAGAACUGGCAAAGCUUUUGCCUCUGUCCUCCCAUGAGAGCACCUGAGGCUAAUUUGGCCCUUCCUCCCUAUCCAGGGGGAAAGGCCAAAAGAAUGGAGGGUCCCCCCUUGCAAGAUGAAGAGGUAGUUGGGCUAAAGUGCUAGCAUCUUCUGAAGAUUUACACAUCUGCCCUCCUGUUCACCACCAGCCAGCAAGAUGUCACAGUCGGAGUGCAACGGAAUACCAGCUGGCAGUUCUGAGGUACCACGUUCAGCGGCUGAAGCUUUUGUGGAGGCAACAGGCCAGGCCCUGGCAUGGACACUUACCAACGGGACCUCAGAUACCCUGGGCUCUACAGGCAGCAAUGCACAGAAGAAGCGUCUUCAGCACAACAAGCAUAAGUCCCAAGGUAGCAAUGUUGUGCACCGUUCACCACGAGCCCUUUUCUGCCUCAGGCUGAACAAUCCCAUCCGCAGGGCCGCUAUCAGCAUUGUUGAAUGGAAACCUUUUGACAUCCUCAUCCUCAUGACCAUUUUUGCCAACUGCGUGGCCUUAGGAGUCUAUAUCCCCUUCCCUGAGGAUGAUUCCAACGUCUCCAACCACAACUUGGAACAAGUGGAGUAUGUCUUUCUCAUCAUAUUCACGGUGGAGACUUUCCUCAAGAUCCUUGCCUAUGGCCUGGUCAUGCACCCCAGCGCUUACAUCCGCAAUGGCUGGAACCUUCUCGACUUUGUCAUCGUUGUGGUAGGCCUCUUCAGUGUCAUCCUGGAACAGUUUUCUCACAAGCCUGGGGAUGCUCAUCACAUGAGUGGGAAGCCUGGUGGAUUUGAUGUCAAAGCUCUGAGAGCCUUUCGUGUCCUGCGACCUCUGCGUCUUGUCUCUGGUGUCCCCAGUCUGCACAUUGUCUUGAACUCCAUCAUGAAAGCCAUGGUGCCCCUUCUGCACAUUGCGUUGCUUGUCCUUUUCGUUAUCAUCAUCUAUGCUAUUAUUGGCCUGGAGCUGUUCAUUGGCCGCAUGCACAAGACCUGCUUCAUCAUUGGAUCAGAUCUGGAAGCUGAGGAGGACCCAUCACCUUGUGCCUUUUCUGGGCAUGGUCGAGAGUGCACGGUGAACAAUAGUGAGUGCCGUGGAAGGUGGGAAGGACCCAAUGGUGGCAUCACCAACUUUGACAACUUUUUCUUUGCCAUGCUGACUGUCUUCCAAUGCAUCACCAUGGAAGGAUGGACUGAUGUGCUCUACUGGAUGCAAGAUGCAAUGGGCCAUGAGCUGCCAUGGCUUUACUUCGUCAGCCUUGUCAUCUUUGGCUCCUUUUUCGUGCUCAAUCUGGUUUUGGGUGUGCUAAGUGGAGAAUUCUCCAAGGAGCGAGAGAAGGCCAAAGCCCGGGGUGACUUUCAAAAGCUACGGGAGAAGCAGCAGAUGGAAGAAGAUCUGAAGGGCUAUCUGGACUGGAUCACACAGGCUGAAGAUAUAGAGCCAGACGAAGAAGGCGAGGAAGCAGAUGACAAGCAUACCCGCGUGACUGUGGCAGACCUGACAGAGAAGAAGAAAAAGAAGUGGUUCGGACACAGCAGCCACUCCAGCAACACCCACACCAGUCUCCCUGCUAGCGAAACCACCUCUGUCAAUACAGAGAACGUUGGAGAAGAAGAGCACCAUCAGAACAAUUGCUGUGAUGUGUGCUUAGGCAAGCUCUCAAAGACCAAAUUCGGCCGCCGAGUGCGACGCAUCAACCGCCAGUUCCGGAAGAAAUGCCGCCUGGCUGUCAAAUCUGUCUCUUUCUACUGGAUGGUCCUGAUCCUUGUCUUCCUCAACACCCUCACCAUUGCCUCUGAGCACUACAACCAGCCUGACUGGCUGACACAGAUCCAAGCUUAUGCCAACAAAGUUCUGUUGUCCCUGUUCACCAUGGAGAUGCUGCUCAAGAUGUACAGCCUGGGCCUACAGGCCUAUUUUGUCAGCUUCUUCAAUCGCUUUGACUGCUUUGUGGUGUGUGGUGGAAUCCUGGAGACAGUGCUGGUUGAGUUUGAGAUCAUGCAGCCCCUCGGGAUAUCUGUACUCCGCUGCGUCCGCCUUCUACGGAUCUUCAAGGUCACCAGGCACUGGGCCUCACUGAGCAAUCUGGUGGCCUCCUUGCUGAACUCCAUGAAGUCCAUUGCUUCCUUGCUUCUCUUACUUUUCCUCUUCAUCAUCAUCUUCUCCUUGCUGGGCAUGCAGCUCUUUGGGGGCAAGUUCAACUUUGACGAGACCCAGACCAAACGCAGCACUUUUGACACCUUCCCCCAGGCUUUGCUCACCGUCUUUCAGAUUCUGACAGGAGAGGACUGGAAUGCAGUGAUGUAUGAUGGGAUCAUGGCCUAUGGCGGUCCCUAUUUUCCGGGUAUGCUGGUCUGUGUCUAUUUCAUCAUCCUCUUCAUUUGUGGCAACUAUAUCCUACUCAAUGUCUUCUUGGCCAUUGCUGUGGAUAACCUUGCAGAUGGAGACAAUAUCAAUACCUCCAAGGAGGAGGAGAACAAGGAGAAAGAGACACCAGCUGCGGAUGGGGAGCAGAGCAAUGAGAAAGAAGAGAAAGAUGUGAAGGUGGAAUGUGGUGAGGAAGAAGAGGAGGUGGAGGAAGGCAGUGAAGAAGCAGGUGAGGAGGAGGAAGAGGAAGAGGAAGGAGGAGACCAGGAGAGUUUGGCAGAGUCCCACGUAGACAAACUGGAAGAAACCCCCAAGGAGAAAGUGUUGCCAAUUCCUGAUGGAAGCUCCUUCUUCUGUCUCAGCAAGACAAACCCACUUCGUGUUGGCUGCCACAAGCUGAUCCAUCACCACAUCUUCACCAAUCUCAUCCUUGUCUUCAUCAUCCUUAGCAGCAUCUCCCUGGCAGCUGAGGACCCUAUCCGGGCGCACUCUUUCCGCAACAAUAUUCUGGGCUACUUUGACUAUGCCUUCACUUCCAUCUUCACUGUUGAGAUCCUGCUCAAGAUGACAGCAUAUGGUGCCUUCCUGCACAAGGGCUCAUUCUGCCGGAACUGGUUCAAUCUUCUGGAUCUGCUAGUUGUCAGCGUUUCGCUCAUCUCCUUUGGCAUCCACUCCAGUGCCAUCUCUGUGGUGAAGAUCUUGCGAGUGCUGAGGGUGCUCCGUCCACUCCGAGCCAUCAACCGGGCCAAGGGGCUCAAGCACGUGGUACAGUGUGUGUUCGUGGCCAUCCGUACCAUUGGAAACAUAAUGAUAGUCACCACCCUGCUGCAGUUCAUGUUUGCGUGCAUCGGAGUUCAGCUGUUCAAGGGCAAAUUCUACAGCUGCACAGAUGAGGCCAAGCACACCCCACAAGAGUGCAAGGGCACAUUCAUUGUUUACAAGGAUGGGGAUGUGGCUCACCCAAUGGUGCGUGAGCGCAUGUGGCUCAACAGUGACUUCAACUUCGACAACGUGCUUUCGGGCAUGAUGGCCCUCUUCACUGUCUCCACUUUUGAGGGCUGGCCAGCGCUGCUGUACAAGGCCAUUGAUGCUAAUGCAGAAAACCAAGGUCCCAUCUACAACUACCGGGUGGAGAUUUCCAUCUUUUUCAUCGUCUAUAUCAUCAUCAUUGCCUUCUUCAUGAUGAAUAUAUUUGUGGGCUUUGUCAUCAUCACUUUCCGGGCACAAGGAGAACAGGAAUACAAGAACUGUGAGCUAGACAAGAAUCAGCGGCAGUGCGUGGAAUACGCCUUGAAGGCCCAGCCAUUACGGCGCUACAUCCCCAAGAACAAAUAUCAGUACAAGUUCUGGUACAUGGUCAACUCCACUGGUUUUGAGUACAUCAUGUUUGUGCUCAUCCUGCUCAACACCAUUGCUCUGGCUGUACAGCACUACGAACAGUCCCAGCCCUUUAACUACGUCAUGGACCUGCUCAACAUGGUCUUCACAGGCCUCUUCACUGUUGAGAUGGUGCUGAAGAUCAUUGCUUUCAAGCCCAAGCACUACUUCUGUGAUGCAUGGAAUACCUUUGAUGCCCUGAUCGUGGUUGGGAGUGUAGUGGACAUUGCUGUCACCGAAGUCAAUAAUGGAGGGCAUGUUGGAGAGAGCUCUGAGGACAGCUCCCGCAUUUCCAUCACCUUCUUUCGUCUCUUCCGUGUCAUGCGCCUGGUCAAACUGCUCAGCAAAGGGGAGGGCAUCCGCACCUUGCUCUGGACCUUCAUCAAAUCAUUCCAGGCUUUGCCAUAUGUUGCCCUUCUCAUUGCCAUGAUCUUCUUCAUCUAUGCUGUCAUUGGCAUGCAGACCUUUGGCAAAGUAGCAAUGCAGGAUGCUACGCCAAUCAACCGCAACAACAACUUCCAGACCUUUCCACAGGCCGUGCUGCUGCUUUUCAGGUGUGCAACAGGGGAAGCCUGGCAGGAGAUCAUGCUGGCCAGCUUGCCUGGCAAACGCUGCGACCCUGAGUCGGAUUAUGAGCCUGGGGAGGAAUUCACCUGUGGCAGCAACUUCGCCAUUGUUUACUUCAUCAGCUUCUUCAUGCUGUGUGCCUUCUUGAUCAUUAACCUCUUUGUUGCUGUUAUCAUGGACAAUUUUGACUAUUUGACCCGGGACUGGUCCAUUCUGGGUCCCCACCAUCUGGACGAGUUUAAGAGGAUUUGGUCUGAGUAUGAUCCAGCUGCCAAGGGCCGCAUCAAGCACCUCGAUGUAGUGACACUCCUACGCCGGAUACAGCCACCCCUGGGCUUUGGGAAGCUCUGCCCCCACCGAGUAGCCUGCAAGCGGCUGGUGGCUAUGAACAUGCCCCUGAAUUCAGACGGAACGGUCACCUUCAAUGCCACCCUCUUUGCGCUAGUACGGACAUCCCUCAAGAUCAAGACAGAAGGAGACCUGGAAGUGGCCAAUAUGGAACUCCGUGCUGUCAUCAAAAAGAUCUGGAAACGGACCAAGCCCAAACUACUAGAUGAAGUGAUUCCUCCACCAGAAGAGGAGGAGGUCACUGUUGGAAAGUUCUAUGCCACAUUCCUGAUCCAGGAUUAUUUCCGGAAAUUCCGUAAGCGGAAGGAGAAGGGGAUGUUGGGACCAGAUGGGUCCCCGAGCAACUCUACUGCCUUGCAGGCUGGGCUGAAAAGCUUACAAGACCUGGGGCCGGAGAUCCGCCGGGCAAUGUCCUGUGACCUGGAAGAGGAGGAAGCUGAGGAGACAGUGUGUGAGGAGAGCUCUGAGAUGCUGUAUGGCAGUGCCCCUGACCAUCAUGUCUCCGCUGCUGCCGCUUCACCAGACCAGGAGAACAAGGCACUGGUGAAUGGGCUGGUGGGCUCCCAGCACCCCUCAAGCAUCAACCUUUCCCACAUGACCAAUGGGCCAACACACUACAAGGAGAAUGUCGGCGGCAAUGAUGAACCUGCUGACCUGCCCAACAUCUCCACUCGGCGCAGGCUGAGCAGACGGAGCUCCGAUGGCAGCUGCAUCCCACCGACGGUGCAAGAAGAAGCCACCCAUACUGAGGAUUAUAGGGAGGACACCUCAGUUGAGCAGGGAUACUAUAGCCGGGAGGAGGACUCAGAGAGCUUAGCCUCCCGUGAGAGGCAGCCCUGCUUGCACAACCCUCGGCCCCACCGCCAUCGCUGGGGCAAUGGCUACGGUGGCUCUUUGCCGCUCCCCUCCCGGCGCGUCAGCAAUGGGCUUGUCAAUGGAAACCUGGACGGCAGGCAGACCAAGCGCAGGCGCCUCCUGCCUCCCACACCCACAGGCCGCAAACCAGCCUUCAGCAUCCAGUGCCUGCAGCGUCAAGGUAGCUGCGACGACAUUCCCAUCCCAGGAACCUACCACCAGAAUGCCCCACCCUGCCGAGCACGUGCACAGGGCUACGGCAGUUACGACUCGUGGCACAGCGGCAGCCACUCCUCAACAGCUUCCUCACAGUCAUGGGCCACGCCACCCAAGCGGAGCCGCUUGCUCUAUGCCCCUCUCAUCCUGGUGGAGGAGGAUGGGAGCUGGGAGAAGAACAGCAGCAGCCUCCCACCCAUGUCACGGGCACGCUGGUACAUGGAUGAGUCGGAGCUGCCCUACCGUACCUAUGGCCAGCUCCGGGUGCCCGGCCCACUCAAACACAGCUACAAUGACAAACGCGGCAGUGCAGACAGCCUGGUGGAGGCGGUGCUAAUCUCUGAGGGCCUUGGCCUCUAUGCACGGGACCCUAAGUUUGUGGCCUUUGCCAAGCGAGAGAUUGCUGAUGCUUGCCACAUGACCAUCGACGAGAUGGAAAGUGCUGCCACAGAUCUACUGACUCGCAAGUGCCCUGGUGGCGAAGGCGGCAGCCGGAAUGUUGGUGGUCAUGCCUUGUACAGCAGUGACGGGGAGCACAGUGGGGUUGGGAGCCUUGGCCCCAUUUACAGCGAUGAGGAGCCCUUCCGUUCCCGAGAGGAAGAGGACUUGGCUGAUGAGAUGGCUUGUGUUACCUCCUAUUGACCAUGUAGUGCCCCCUGGUGGGGCACAUAGAGACUGUCACUGCGGAGAAAUACUUAGAACUCUAGACUUUUGGCUACGAGCAGGGACUUGCCCAUGGGUGUGCCAUGGUGGGAGUGACUGCUAAACAUGGGGACCAAAGGAUGGGAAAUCAAAUGUUGCUCUCAUAUCAGUUGAUGCAAAACAGCUAUUAGGAACAGUGCAUACAUUUCUGGCUUAGGCAGUCAUUUUCUUGCUGCCCCUUCUCCAGGCUUUGACUCCUCCACAACUGUCCAGAAAGGGAAGAGCAGGUCAGGAUUUGUCCCUCUGGGAAAGCACUGUGGGUUUUGAAAGGCUGGAGGUUCCUAAGGAGAGGGAGGAUAUCUUUUCUAUCAGAAACAAUAAACGUUCUUUGAUAGAUGGGGAGGCCUCCACUGUUAUCUUUUUCUUGAGAUAAUGAAAAGGGGGAUGAAAACAAAUGAAGGUUCCCUGCCCCAGCCUUGCUACUUCUCUCUGCUUUUCUUCAACACGCCCUUUAUAGUCUCAAGUACCCCAGAAAUAAGAUCACAAUGCUUCACCUGGUGUAAAUUUGUCAGAUUAGGUGCUGGGGUCCUUGUACUGCACUCACAUUCACAAGCAUGAGUUGGAAUCUGGCCUUCACCUCUAUGCAGGGGCAUAACUACCAUUAGACAAGGGGAGGCAGCUGCCUGGGGGCCUCUACGCCCCGAGGGGCCCCCCAGAGGCAAGUCACAUGUGAAGUGAGUGUGUGUGUUUUAAAAUUUUGUCUCUGGGCCCACUCCAGCCUCGUUACGCCCCUGCCUCUAUGCAUUGAAAGGGUGGAAGAAUCUACCCUGUUGUCUCUCCUUAACCACCAACAGAGUUCAAAGGCUGGUUAAAAAGUGGCUGGGGGUAAC